UCAUAGACAUAGGCGGCGGCAUGUUUCUGGGACGGGCGUAAGUCGGGUACGCACUGAAGCUAUAAGAGACCGGUCGUUCCCAGUAGGCGCUCAGUUAGAUCAAGAUCGUUCGAGGGAGUCCCAUCGCCAACUCCAUUCAAACGGCAGUCGAGAUUCAACGCAUCAGCGAGUCAUCGGCAAGCAGAUUUUCGCGCGAGUUUUCGUUUUAUCGUUCUUCAACAUGCGUGAAUGUAUAUCCGUCCACGUAGGGCAGGCGGGAGUACAAAUCGGAAAUGCCUGCUGGGAACUGUACUGUUUAGAGCAUGGUAUUCAACCCGAUGGGCAAAUGCCGUCAGACAAGAUACUCGGAGGCGGUGACGACAGUUUCAACACCUUCUUCAGCGAAACCGGCGCCGGGAAACAUGUACCCAGAGCGGUCUUCGUCGAUCUCGAGCCGACCGUCGUGGAUGAGGUGCGUACAGGCACAUACCGGCAACUCUUCCAUCCGGAGCAGUUAAUAACCGGCAAAGAGGAUGCUGCCAACAAUUAUGCACGCGGCCACUACACGAUCGGCAAAGAGAUAGUGGACCUCGUUUUGGAUCGCGUUCGCAAGCUGGCGGAUCAAUGCACGGGACUCCAGGGCUUCUUGAUUUUCCAUUCGUUCGGCGGUGGCACCGGUUCUGGCUUCACGUCUCUGUUGAUGGAACGACUGUCGGUAGAUUAUGGAAAAAAGUCGAAACUCGAGUUUGCGAUUUAUCCGGCGCCCCAGGUCUCUACAGCCGUUGUCGAGCCGUAUAAUUCGAUUCUUACGACGCACACCACCCUCGAACACUCCGACUGCGCGUUUAUGGUGGAUAACGAGGCCAUAUACGACAUUUGUAGACGCAACUUGGACAUCGAACGGCCAACUUACACUAAUUUGAACCGCCUAAUCGGCCAGAUCGUGUCUUCGAUCACGGCCUCGCUGCGCUUCGACGGCGCGCUUAACGUCGACCUGACAGAAUUUCAAACGAACCUGGUGCCCUAUCCCAGAAUCCACUUCCCUCUGGUCACCUACGCUCCCGUCAUAUCCGCGGAAAAGGCAUAUCACGAGCAACUCUCCGUUGCCGAGAUAACAAACGCCUGCUUCGAGCCCGCAAAUCAGAUGGUCAAGUGUGACCCUCGUCAUGGAAAGUACAUGGCAUGUUGCAUGCUCUAUAGAGGCGACGUAGUGCCGAAGGACGUUAACGCGGCAAUCGCGACUAUCAAGACCAAACGCAGCAUUCAAUUUGUUGAUUGGUGCCCGACGGGAUUCAAGGUCGGCAUCAAUUAUCAACCGCCCACCGUCGUUCCCGGCGGUGAUCUCGCCAAGGUGCAGCGUGCCGUCUGUAUGUUAUCCAAUACGACGGCGAUUGCCGAGGCUUGGGCGCGGCUCGAUCACAAAUUCGAUCUGAUGUACGCAAAGAGAGCCUUCGUGCAUUGGUACGUCGGCGAAGGGAUGGAAGAGGGUGAGUUCUCAGAGGCACGGGAGGAUCUCGCCGCUUUGGAGAAGGAUUACGAAGAAGUCGGCAUGGACUCCAUCGAUGGCGAAGGAGAUGGUGCGGAAGAAUACUAGAAAAGAUCGAGAUUUUCCUAUUCUUGCCUUUUCAUAUUUCAUAUAUUUAUACUGUGACGCUUACCAUUUAUCGCUCAUCGCGA
This is a messenger RNA of Trachymyrmex septentrionalis, 1656 nucleotides long. RefSeq names its product tubulin alpha-1 chain. Gene Ontology annotation, biological process: microtubule cytoskeleton organization; mitotic cell cycle. The record is from RefSeq and is a predicted model, not a curated record. Bases 221 to 1573 code for a protein of 450 amino acids. Gene Ontology annotation, molecular function: structural constituent of cytoskeleton; GTP binding. The transcript has 3 exons. Lineage: Eukaryota; Metazoa; Arthropoda; Insecta; Hymenoptera; Formicidae. Gene Ontology annotation, cellular component: cytoplasm; microtubule.